Molecule: messenger RNA, 1273 nt
Organism: Nelumbo nucifera (sacred lotus)
Lineage: Eukaryota; Viridiplantae; Streptophyta; Magnoliopsida; Proteales; Nelumbonaceae
Product: transmembrane emp24 domain-containing protein p24beta3
Source: RefSeq, a predicted model, not a curated record
GUUACUGACUGUUACUGGGUAAGGGCGGAGGGAGCUAACGUAUCAGGCGGAGACUGAAAGUCAGCGCGACAGUGAAAAUUUACUCCAGAGCCCAGAGGAGACUGAGAACAGCAUCUCAGAUUUUUAACAUCUUGUAAUUUACCCUGUCUUUCCUCUCUAUUUAAUUUUCCCACUUAACGUCGAACACCUCGAGCCCUCCAAUUUACUUAUCAGGGGACCUUCUGUAAUAGAUCAGGCAGGAAAAUAGUUAGUCCCCUCUCUCUCUCUCUCUCUCAUUGUUUCAGAGCUCGAAGAAGCUUCAGGUAAGAAGAGUUGCCGUUAGCUAGAGGAAUACGUGAAAUCGAUGGAGAGGGGGAGAUUCAGAUCCGCGGAGAACUUUCUGGUUCUUGGGUUUCUCUUUAGCUUUCUUCGCCAUCUCUCCGCGCUUUCAAUUACUGUAAACGACGUGGAGUGCGUCUACGAGUACGUGCUUUACGAAGGAGACUCUGUUUCUGGCAAUUUUGUUGUUGUGGAUCACGAUAUCUUCUGGAGCUCAGAUCAUCCUGGCAUCGAUUUAACUGUGACAUCUCCUGCAGGCAAUACAGUGCACACUUUGAAGGGAACAUCAGGAGACAAAUUUGAGUUCAAGGCUCCACGAAGUGGAAUGUACAAAUUCUGUUUUCAUAAUCCUUAUUCAACUCCAGAGACUGUAUCGUUUUACAUACAUGUCGGUCAUAUCCCUAAUGAGCACAACCUUGCUAAAGAUGAACACUUGGACCCCAUAAAUGUUAAAAUUGCUGAGCUGAGAGAAGCAUUGGAGUCUGUUAUGGCAGAGCAAAAGUAUCUGAAGGCACGUGAUGCUCGUCAUCGCCACACAAACGAGAGCACUCAGAGACGUGUUAUCUUCUAUACAUUAGCAGAGUACCUUAUGCUGUUUUGUGCAAGUGGAUUGCAGGUGGUGUAUAUUCGCCGCCUGUUUAGCAAGUCAGUUGCUUACAACAGAGUUUGAAUUCAAAUACCCUUACUAAUGUUACUUGUCUUAUUAACCGUAGAAAUUUUCAGCUAAAUUCUAGGAGUCUUUCUUUUUGUUAUUUUAUAAACUAAAGUCUUGAGUCAUAAUCUUUUUUCUAUUCCUGUUUCUCUAGUCUGUACUGUCCCCUGCAAGCUGUAAUUGAUUGAGAAGAUUUUCUGAGACUCCCUUCUGUAACAGUCACAAAUGCCUCAUUUACAGGUCAUAAUGAAAAUGAAAUUUAGAUUAAGAACCGGAAAGAGAAAAGCGGCUGAUUCAUUAGCA